CACCCUUGCUUGGAGAACAACUCCAUUUAAAACAGAUACGAAUAUCAAUUGAAAUACUUGCCUCAACAAGUAUCAUUUCCAAGGAACACAGAGCCUGAAUAAUACAUUCAAUUCAAUUGGAAGGACAUCAUGGAUGAUGAAAUCGAAAAGUUCGACAAGUAUCCCUUCCUGGAGAGUUGCCUGCUGAAGCACAAGGAGCUGGGAAAGAGGCAGCGGGCUUACGUGAAUAUCGUGUGCACCAAGUUGCAGUCCCGGAACAAUGCCAUCGUCGAUGCCAGCUAUUUGAGAUCGAUCGAGCAGCUGAAGGAGGAGAAGGACGAGCUGAAGGCCAAUAUCUUCGUGGCCGACAGUGUUUCGUAUAGGAAGAUCAAUAACCGUUUUCUGGCCCAGAUUCGUUGUCACGUUGAGUGCCAGGAGAACCUCUACGAUGAUAUUCAGUUCAUGAAGACAUCAAUCACCAACAUGGAGGUACAGAUCGGCCGCAUGGCCCGUCUGUUGUAUAGCCUGAAUAUGAAGACCAUACCCGACGACCGGCAUAUUGCCUAUGUUCAGAAGCAGCGAAAGCGGAUGGAGAUCCUGAACAACAACCUGGAGGUGGGAAUACGCCAGGAGGGCGCCUUCACGGCUAUGAAUGCCAGGCUGAGGGAGAAGCUGAUCUGCAUCCUCAAUAUCCGAGCCUUCUUCAACCAAUCCUUCAGUAAGCUGGUCAAGAAGCUGAACAGCGACAAGAAGUACAUGCUCGACCUGAUCGAAUACGCCCUCACCACGUUCGACGGCUGCAUCGAGGUCUAUGAGAAGUUCGACAUGUUGCGAAGGAGGAAUGCCCGGGAGGGGCUGAACGCCCGCCUGGAGAUGCAGGGGGUGCACCGCAACAUGGCAGCCGACAUGGACACAUCGACCUUCAUUGCGUGCAAGGGCAAGGGCCGGGAACUGGCCGAUCUCCAGCCCAAGGAGUACAAGCGGCGGGAGAAGUUCCGGGAGAAGAACCGCAAGAAGGUCGAUCUGUACAGCUCCAUUAUUCGGAAGAUCAAGCAGUUCACAAACUCCAAGAAGGUCGACGAGGUCAUCGAAAAGUUCAACGACCAGGAGAGCCUCUACUACUCCUACUUCAACUACAACAACGAGAUGAGCUACCACGUGACUUUGCUCAACAACUCCGUCAAUCGCCUCUACAAGGACAUAGUCGAUCUUAGAAGUGAGAAGAACGACACGCUCCAAAGCCAGCUGGAUGAGAUCGCCAGCCUGGAGGGCGAGGUGCGCGAUCAGGAGGAGGAAAACAUGGGCAUCCAGACGAUCCGGCGCCAGAACGACAGCAGCAUGGAGGGUCUGCUUCAGGGCGUGGAGAACAUAUGCGACAUGUGCCGGGUGGACCGCGGUCCCCUGGCCCCAAUGCUGGGCAGCCACGCCCACGUCAACCUGGUCAACCUUCAGCGCUUCCUGAAGCUGCUAGAGUCGCGGGUCUACCAUCUGGUGGCCAGUGUCUACACCAAAGAGCGAGAAUCGAAGAACCCGGCCCACACGUACGUGGUCAGGGAGGUGUUCAAGACGUGCGACCACCUCACCCCUCUGGACGACAUAAUGAUCACCCAACAGUGCGCGGAGUGCGCCGAAACGGACGCCCAGAACAUAGACGAGGGCGGCGACAUCUCUUACCCACACACCAUAAAGGAGGCCAAGAAGAAGCUCUACGAGAAGAUCACCCAACCGGAGAUCCAGUACCGUCUCCACAGCAUCAGCCAGUGCCGACUGCCCCACUCGCGUCUGCUGUCCAACAAGCGCAACGCCUAAUCUCUGUCUUCGGUGGGACCUUCUAUUAAUGUUGUUUUUCCGCAAGGCUAUUCUAUCUUUUUCUUAGUCUUUAAUGAUCAGGCUUUAUCUCGACAAUUAUUUAACCUUUUAUACUCUUAUCCAAAAUUGUAAUUCUCCUGAGGCUCCCAACCACAACCGAGUUGGCGGGACAACCUUGAGGUGGGAAGCCGGAUUUUGUAUCGAUUUUCUUAGGAUUUCUAUGUAAAGAUAAUUGCACAAACAUAAAGCCAACAUCAAAAGUAUUUUGGCUAAAACAAAUAUUCAAAUUAACAACUAAAUUUAUGUUCAGAUCAGAUAGAUUGAAAAAUAAAAAAAAAAUUGUAUGUGAA
Messenger RNA from Drosophila ananassae, 2138 nucleotides. RefSeq lists its product as uncharacterized. The transcript has a single exon. NCBI's taxonomy places the organism in Eukaryota, Metazoa, Arthropoda, Insecta, Diptera, Drosophilidae. The coding region runs from base 130 to 1788 and encodes 552 amino acids. The record is from RefSeq and is a predicted model, not a curated record.